This is a messenger RNA of Zymoseptoria tritici IPO323, 1319 nucleotides long. RefSeq lists its product as uncharacterized. Lineage: Eukaryota; Fungi; Ascomycota; Dothideomycetes; Mycosphaerellales; Mycosphaerellaceae. The transcript has 4 exons. Bases 1 to 1089 code for a protein of 362 amino acids. The record is from RefSeq and is a predicted model, not a curated record.
AUGUUCAAGCGUCUCGCCACAGCCGCCUGCUUCGCUCUCGUGGCCACCGCAGUGCUGGGACAACAGCAAUGUUACUAUGGUCCUGGUGCGCAGUACCGAGGAGGCUCCAAUCUGGUGCCGUGCAAUACUACUGGAACUUCCGCCUGCUGUCUGCAGGGUGAUACCUGCUUAUCUGGCAAUAGCUGUUACAACGUACUGACGGGCAACGUUUACAUUGCGGCUUCGAUCCUCGACUUCUCGAAUGCGUGGGUCUGUCAUGCGCCUGAGAGUUGUGGCUGCGAGUGGAACCCGACCCCAGAUAUGCUUGUUCUGACGCCAAGAGGCUGCAAAGACAUGGGCAGCGACGCGCUGGUCGCGUUGUAUGCUCCAAAGCAAUUGGCGCCAUACGUCUCGCUUCCUUCGAAAGCAGGUGGCAGCACUGGAUAUUAUUCGCCGACGAUCGGUACGGAUGGAACCAGCUCGUGGGUGGAGACCGCCGUACCUGGAUACACGCCGACUCCUUUCACUCAGCUUACGACGUAUCGAAAGGCCCCAACGACUUCCGUAUACGUCGACGCAAGCGCCACUCCCGGCCCCUCCACAUACGCUGCUGCGGCGAGCUAUUCUGCACCUCCGAGUCGGUCAGGCCCCACCUCCACCACCUCGACGAGUUCUGCUCCACUCGCUACAUCCUCGUCUAACUCGUCUUCUGAUCUGUCGACUGGUGCCAAAGCCGGCAUCGGCGGUGGAAUUGCGGGAGGCGUCCUGUUCCUGGCCGCCAUCGCACUCUUGACAAUCUGCCUGCGCCGACGUCGUAAUCGCAGGAAGCAGCCUCCUCUUCCUGGCCCACCAUCAUACCCUCAUAGUCCAUACUCAACACAAUCUCCGAUGCAAGGCAUAUCGCCAUGGCCACAGUAUCCAGCAGGUGUGAUCUCUGAGCAGUACUUCUCGCAUGCGGGCCAUCUACCGCAGUAUCGCCAGACUCCUCCAUCGGUGGAGGACACAGCAUACAAACACCAGCCGGUGCAGGGUAUUGCCGGGCGACCAUUGAGCCCGCUGGAACUGGCUGCAGAUGCACCCCUUCGACAUGAGAUGGCGGUGGCAAGAUGAGGUUUCGGUGCCAGCUUAUGCCGUUCAUUCUCCUUUGUGGCAUGUCGUUGCGUUCGUUGCGUUGGAUCUUUCAGCUUCAAUCAGACCUGCUCGCUCUUCUCGGCAAUAUGAACCGAACAACUUUUAGUGUUGCACAUAAUGCCCGGCGGCAAUCAAGUGUCAGCCGUGAACUUCAUCGCAGCAGGUUACCGAGCUGCUACUUUUUCCCGCUCCAGCAUGGUACGUUCUCA